AUGAGCACAGUACCAUUUGGGUACAAGCCGUCCCCCAAGGCUUUGGGACGGUCUGACAAAAAGGACAGUUUAGAGGACAAGGACAAACGCCAGAACAAUGCAACAACAGGAGCAUCGGCUGCUAGUAUGCGGGCGCUUACUGCCCGUAUGUUCGCCUUCUACUUCCGAGUACCUGUAAAAGCAUUCUUCCGAACGCGAAUCGACUACCUUGCAUUCCCAAGGGCUAUCAACCCGUUGCUACAAACUACUGGAAAAUGGUCUUGGAAAAUGACCACUCCUGGCAUCUUGGCUUAUGCUGUUCAGAAACACGGAUGGUCGUUUAUUCCUAAUCAAGUGCUACCUCCAUUGCUAGCAAAUGUCACCGUCGGGGCAGUCUUGUACACUUCCUAUCUCGGAGCGCUCGGCCUCUACUACGAACCAGCUUCGCAUUCCUCUAAGAGGAUAUACCCGCCGGCACCCUUCUCAGCAACAUUUGCCGCUGGAUUCUCAGCAGGCGCUUUUCAGAGCGUUGUCGCCGCGCCUCUAGAUGCUCUUACCAUUCGUUUUAAGACGACUGACCUCACUCAAGGUACCUACAAGCACAUGUGGGAUUAUGCUUCAAAGAAGCUUCGGGCUAUUGGUGCGCGUGGUGCCUUUGCAGGGUGGGGUCUAUCGUUCUGCAAAGAUGCCUUUGGAUAUGGCCUGUUCUUCGGGGCCUUCGAGUUCAUCAAGUCUCAAUGCUUUUACGAAUACGUGAGCCAUUGGUACUCGCGAUAUGGUCUUUUGUCCAUGUUUCAUAAAAACCAGAUUGAGUUGCAAAGAGUUAGCGAUCAAGAAGAGCGGCCUGUGAUCAAGCCGCAUUAUCUGAUGGAACCUUCAUUCAUACUCCUUGCCGGUGUUACAGCAAGUGUAUUGCAACAGGGCGUUGCUCACCCUCUCACGCGGAUACAGGAGCUUCAUUUCCAGCGAUUAGCAACAUUGGAUGAAUUGCUACAAGCUAGACCAGGAAGGCUCGACACAAUGCAGCUGUAUACGAGAGCGUAUCAGAAAACAUGGAUACAGGCUGGCAAACGUGCGAUUAAGUCUGGAGGCUGGCUGAGGUGGUUGUACCAGGGCUUUUGGGCGACAACAUUGCGUCAGGUACCAUCAACCAGCGCCGGCUUGAUCGUGUUCGAGGUGUUCCGAAGAAAAUACGGAAUCGGCGAGGAUGCCGUUAAGAUUCCAAAGGAUGAAUACGACAUUCUGUUGCCUUAA
Molecule: messenger RNA, 1233 nt
Organism: Aureobasidium subglaciale EXF-2481
Lineage: Eukaryota; Fungi; Ascomycota; Dothideomycetes; Dothideales; Saccotheciaceae
Exons: 4
Coding region: 1-1233 (410 amino acids)
Biological process (GO): mitochondrial L-ornithine transmembrane transport
Molecular function (GO): L-ornithine transmembrane transporter activity
Source: RefSeq, a predicted model, not a curated record